AUGGCUACAUUAGUUCCCCCGCCUUCAAAAAAGCAGAAGAGACAGGCACAGCAGCCUAGGCAAGUGGACUUGAUUCCGGAGGACCUUCCUCAUGUGCUAGUGAAGUUCCAGGCUUUCGACACUGGAGAAAGCGUCGGAGGCUCUGUCCGUGUGCCCGGAGCCAUGACCGAGCAGCAGCUCGAGCAGUUGCUGAACCAACUUCAUGGUGAGACUGAUGAGCCAGUUCCUUACACGUUCAGCUGCAUGGUAGACGCUGAAAAAGGAAAACCCGAACAGUUGGUGGACAUCAAGGACAACAUUUACAAUUCUAUCCUCAAGCCAGGCUACAAGACAACCGAGGACUUCAUCACGAUUGUGUAUACACCACGUGCGGUGUUUAAGGUGCGGCCCGUGACGAGAAGUUCGUCGGCAAUCGCAGGCCACGGAUCGACGAUUCUGUGCUCUGCUUUCGCCCCCCACACUAGUAGCAGAAUGGUCACCGGCGCCGGCGACAACACGGCUAGAAUCUGGGACUGUAACACCAACACCCCCAUGCAAACUCUGAAGGGGCACUUCAACUGGGUGCUAUGCGUGGCCUGGUCUCCAGAUGGAGAACUGAUCGCGACGGGGUCUAUGGACAACACCAUACGGCUGUGGCAGUCUGAGAAGGGCGAGAAUUUCGGCGACGCUCUGAGAGGGCACUCAAAAUGGAUCACGUCCCUGUCCUGGGAGCCCAUCCAUUUGGUGAAGCCUGGCGACAAACCACGCCUUGCUUCUGCAUCAAAGGACGGAACUAUCAAGAUCUGGGACACCGCUCGUCGUGUGUGCCUGUUUACUUUGAGCGGCCAUACGAACUCUGUUUCCUGCGUGAAGUGGGGUGGGCGCGGCGUUUUGUACAGUGGUUCGCAUGAUAAGACGAUCCGCGCUUGGGAUAUGAACGCCGGGGGUAAGUGCAUCAACAUUUUGAAGUCUCACGCGCACUGGAUCAACCACUUGUCGCUCUCUACCGACUACGCACUGAGGGUUGGUGCAUUCGACCACACAGGCAAGAAGCCAAGCUCCCCUGAAGAGGCCCGCGCCAAGGCGCUCGAGAACUAUGAGAAGAUUGCAAAGAAAAACGGGAAGCUUGAGGAACUUAUGGUCACAGCUAGUGACGACUUUACAAUGUACUUGUGGGAUCCUAUAAAGUCCACAAAACCAAUUACGCGGAUGACAGGCCACCAGAAGUUGGUCAACCAUGUCGCAUUUUCGCCUGACGGCAGAUACAUCGUCUCGGCCUCUUUCGACAACUCUAUCAAGCUAUGGGACGGCCGCGAUGGCACGUUUAUUGCGACUUUCAGAGGCCACGUUGCCAGUGUUUAUCAAGUAGCAUGGUCCUCGGAUUGCAGGCUAUUAGUUUCUUGCUCUAAGGACACUACUUUGAAAGUUUGGGAUGUCAGAACAAAGAAGCUGUCUGUCGACCUGCCAGGUCACAAGGAUGAAGUUUACACCGUUGACUGGAGUGUGGAUGGCAAGCGUGUCUGCAGUGCUGGGAAGGACAAAAUGGUGAGAAUCUGGACUCACUAA
Lachancea thermotolerans CBS 6340 is the source of this 1545-nucleotide messenger RNA. It is a transcript of the gene RSA4, whose product is annotated as Rsa4p. Gene Ontology annotation, cellular component: nucleolus. NCBI's taxonomy places the organism in Eukaryota, Fungi, Ascomycota, Saccharomycetes, Saccharomycetales, Saccharomycetaceae. The record is from RefSeq and is a predicted model, not a curated record. Gene Ontology annotation, biological process: ribosomal large subunit assembly. Gene Ontology annotation, molecular function: protein binding. The transcript has a single exon. Bases 1 to 1545 code for a protein of 514 amino acids.